Molecule: messenger RNA, 1104 nt
Organism: Bacillus rossius redtenbacheri
Lineage: Eukaryota; Metazoa; Arthropoda; Insecta; Phasmatodea; Bacillidae
Gene: CycC
Product: cyclin-C
Exons: 5
Coding region: 177-980 (267 amino acids)
Biological process (GO): positive regulation of transcription by RNA polymerase II
Cellular component (GO): nucleus; mediator complex
Molecular function (GO): cyclin-dependent protein serine/threonine kinase regulator activity
Source: RefSeq, a predicted model, not a curated record
UGGUGUAUGUAUAGUUAUCUAUGACUGAGCGCGCCGGUUGUGCGCGUAAUCAAAACAAAACAGUACCCUUGGUUGAAAUGAUAGGAACAAUUUUUUAACUUGCAUUAAAAUGAGUUGACGGUUACUUAAAUAUUGUGUGUUUGAAUCAUAGCACACAUUUAAUUUUUAUAGUCAGUAUGGCCGGAAACUUUUGGCAGAGCUCACACCAUCAGCAGUGGUUGUUGGACAGGCAGGACCUGAUACGCGAGCGACAUCAAGACCUGUCCGUCCUCACCGAGGAUGAGUACCAGAAAAUAUUCAUAUUUUUUUCCAACCUGAUCCAGAUCCUGGGGGAGCAGCUGAAGCUGCGGCAGCAGGUGAUUGCCACGGCGACGGUGUUCUUCAAGCGCUUCUACGCCCGCAACUCGCUCAAGUGCAUCGACCCGCUGCUGCUGGCGCCCACCUGCGUCUUCCUCGCCUCCAAGGUCGAGGAGUUCGGGGUCAUCUCCAACAGCCGGCUCAUCACCACCUGCCAGACCGUCGUGAAGAACAAGUUUGGGUACGCGUACAGCCAGGAGUUCCCGUACCGCACCAACCACAUCCUGGAGUGCGAGUUCUACCUGCUGGAGAACCUGGACUGCUGCCUGAUCGUGUACCAGCCGUACCGGCCGCUGCUGCAGCUGGUGCAGGACAUCGGCGGGCAGGAGGACCAGCUGCUGGCGCUGGCCUGGCGCGUCGUCAACGACAGCCUGCGCACCGACGUCAGCCUGCUCUACCCGCCGUACCAGAUCGCGCUCGGCUGCCUGCAGAUCGCGUGCGUGAUCCUGCAGAAGGACCUCAAGUCCUGGUUCGCAGAGCUCAACGUCGACCUGGAGAAGGUGCAGGAGAUAGCGAGGUACGUCAUCAAGCUGUUCGAGCUGUGGAAGAAGUACGACGAGAAGAAGGAGAUCCAGGUGCUGCUGGGGAAGAUGCCCAAACCAAAGACCCAGCAGGCCCGGUGAAACCCCGGGGAGCGAGAACCGUGAUCGUCCAAUCCCGACUGUGAUCCUGCGAAUUCAACCUUUUCGUUCUACCGUGUUUGACGACUGACGGCGUGUGUUUGAAAUAUAUGUGUUGCUGUCGGAA